Williopsis jadinii is the source of this 883-nucleotide messenger RNA. It is a transcript of the gene PLP1, whose product is annotated as Plp1p. The transcript has a single exon. Bases 103 to 696 code for a protein of 197 amino acids. Lineage: Eukaryota; Fungi; Ascomycota; Saccharomycetes; Phaffomycetales; Wickerhamomycetaceae. The record is from RefSeq and is a predicted model, not a curated record. Gene Ontology annotation, cellular component: cytoplasm.
GAUUACGUAAGAUCAAGAGUCGACGGUGCGCUGUGCUCUUCGAGACGGGCUGCGGUUCCAUUCCUCGCUGGACAACCCAUAGUGAAUGGCGCCAGUGGAACCAUGAGCUUUAACAGGGCCAUAGACUCGUACAGAGAAGACCUCAUAAGGAAGCAGCACGGGCACGACGUGGGGUCUGAAGAUGAAGACGAGCUGUUGGACAAACUCGACGAUGAAUUGGAUCAACAUUUCCAGCAGUAUAGAGAACAGCGAAUGCAGGAAUUGAGCCAACAGAUGUCACAAUCAAAGCGAUUGGUUGAAGAAGCCGGGCAUGGGUCUGUGCAGACGGAGCUCUCUGAAGAAAGCGUCAUAAAGAUCACGGCCAAAGCCGCGAGAACCGUGUUACACCUAUUCCACGAGAAUUUUGCCAAAUGCUCGCUUAUGGAUCGGAAGCUGGAGAUCCUGGCUCAGAAGCACGUUACUACAAAGUUCAUCCGUAUCAGUGUGGAUAACGCGCCAUUCUUGGUGACUAGGCUGAAAGUACAGGUGCUGCCAGUGGUUAUUGUAUACGUAAACGGUGUGGAAACUGCAAGAGUUGUUGGGUUUGAAAAACUGCACUACGAUGCUAAAAAGAAUGACUUCUCCAUUGAGGCCUUAGAGCAAUUUCUAUUGCAAAACGGUACGUCUUGUGUUACCCCUUGGGAACAGCUGUUAUAACAGUACUAAUGCAUUACAUUUUAGGUGCCAUUGAGCAAAGGGCAAACAAUUACACGAGAAUUGCCAAACACGAGGAGCAAGAAUCAGAAGAGAGUGACUUGGACCUAUGAUACACGACACACGAUGAAGUCAAAUAUCGACCUCAAUACCCCUUUGUGUGGCCUGUGCAGUGGUUUCCCCUUCAGAG